CCCCCCCGCCGCCUCCCUAACCUCGCUUUCCCACCCCCCCAACGUCGGAGUGCGAGACCUACUUAGGACAUUGUGUUCUGACAGCCUGCCAUCUCACUAUUCGAAAAGCAUCACACAUACUCAAUACGAGCUGGAAACCGCCAACUUCACAGUCAUCGAACGCUGUAUCGCUCGUCGGCAGUCACUCACCCGAUAGAGGCCUCUUACGAAUUCCUAGACAUUCUGCGCAAUUCGGUGUCGUUUCCCACGCUCGGACACACAAGGAAAAGUAGCUCGCUGGAAGGGGCGAAUAGGUUUAGUCACUCUUGAACUACCUUUGAAGGACGAUGAUGUGGACAAGGUUGCAGAUUGUGUUUGGCGGGUAUACCGUUGCGCAGCUCACCUGCAUCUACUACACCCUCCUCACCCUCCGCCACUCCCCCGCCACCACUACCAAACCCCCAACCCUCCUCCUCCUCCCCCUCCUCUUCUCCCUCCUCCUCCGCGACCUCACCACCACCCUCAGCCCCCAUCUUCCCCUGCAUCUUCUCCACACCCUCUCCCUCACCAACACCCUCCUCGCCGCCCUCCUCACACCAACCGUGAUCCUCAUCGCCUAUGAACUCUGCCACACUCUUCACGGGGGCCCGCGUCGCCGGUUGUUGUAUCACGACCAGUUUGGACGCAUCGCUGCUGUUCUUGCUGCCUCCGCGCUGUUCGUUUACGACAUGUCCGAAUUCGUUGCGGAGAAGGACUCCUUGGUGUUGAAGGAACGGCUGGGAUUACCAGGGUAUGAAGUCGAAGAUGGGGCACGGGCGGUGAAGGUCGCGGAGUAUGCUGGCACUGUGAUGCUAGUGUUGGCAGGGGGCUGUUUGUGGGCGAGGACGGGGUAUCCGUGGUUGAGUUUGUUGCAGGGGGCUAUCUUACUCGGUCGAGUCUCAACAGCAACAUCAGCAGGACCCUACACACCCCUCCUAACAUCCUCCUGGUCCCUCAUCCUCUCCAUCUCGCUCACCACCGCCCUCUCCCACACCAUCCAACACGCCAAGGAUCCCGCCGAUUCACCUCACUCUCAGCAUCUACUCACCGACGAUGACCUACGGUGGUAUGGAACGCUUGGAGGUGAUGAGGCGGGCAGUGGGCCGGGCUCGCCUGCGGGGAAGAAGAGUGGGACGAGUACACCUGGGGAGCUCGCGGGUGGGGCUGGGCAGGGGGUGGAACGGGUGGGGAGUGAUUGGACGGUGGUCGAAGUCGAAGAAGGGAAAUGAAUUGUGUUGCAUUCAACUGGACUAGGACUUUGUGUGACUGUACUGUAUAUAAUUAGCUGGGGGGAAGGAUACCCUUAGGAAAAAAGGUUGGAAGGUAAUGGCUCUUGGCCUCGAUUGCUCUUCUAUGACUGUUGUGCGGUUUCUGGAUUCGAUAUGCUUGUACAUACAUAUAUUGGGCCCGUUGGGUGCCCUUGCCCUAGUUUCGUCUGGUGUGGUCUGCUGCACUUCUGCGAUGCG
Molecule: messenger RNA, 1484 nt
Organism: Fimicolochytrium jonesii
Lineage: Eukaryota; Fungi; Chytridiomycota; Chytridiomycetes; Spizellomycetales; Powellomycetaceae
Exons: 3
Coding region: 327-1247 (306 amino acids)
Source: RefSeq, a predicted model, not a curated record